Molecule: messenger RNA, 1589 nt
Organism: Alnus glutinosa
Lineage: Eukaryota; Viridiplantae; Streptophyta; Magnoliopsida; Fagales; Betulaceae
Product: ABC transporter B family member 27-like
Exons: 13
Coding region: 1-1551 (516 amino acids)
Biological process (GO): transmembrane transport
Cellular component (GO): membrane
Molecular function (GO): ABC-type oligopeptide transporter activity; ATP hydrolysis activity; ATP binding
Source: RefSeq, a predicted model, not a curated record
AUGUGUAGGUCUGGUGAUUAUGUUGGACUUCGAGAAUGGUUGUUUUCUUAUGCAAGCGAAAGGGUUGUAGCUCGUUUGAGAAAGGACUUAUUCAGUCACCUUCUCCAUCAGGAAAUAGCAUUUUUUGAUGUUACUCGAACAGGGGAACUCCUAAGCAGGCUGUCUGAAGACACACAGAUCAUAAAGAAUGCUGCAACUACCAAUCUUUCUUGGGCACUUGGAAGUCUAACAACUGCAUUUAUUGGCAUUGGCUUCAUGUUCUCAUCUUCACGGAAGUUAACAUUGUUAGCUUUGGCCGUAGUGCCAGUCAUUUCCAUUGCUGUUCAAAAAUCUGGGCGCUAUCUUCGUGAACUUUCACACUCAACUCAAGCUGCAGCUGCAAUGGCUGCCUCAAUUGCGGAGGAAUCUAUUGGGGCUAUUCGAACAGUCAGAUCUUUUGCUCAAGAAGCUUAUGCGAUUUCAAAGUACUCGGAAAAUGUUGAUGAGACAUUGAAGCUUGGCCUCAGAGAAGCUAGAGUAGAAGGCCUAUUUUUUGGAGGACUAAAUGCAGCAUCCACAUUAUCUGUCAUCGUAGUGGUGGUUUAUGGAGCUUAUUUGACAAUAACAGGCUCCAUGACUGCAGGCGCUCUUAUAUCCUUCGUUCUUUAUAGCCAAACAGUUGGGUCCUCAAUAUCCUCUUUAUCAGGAAUGUAUACAAUAGCAAUGAAAGCUACAGGAGCAAGCAGGAGAGUUUUUCAGCUCCUGGAUCGCGUCUCAUCCAUGCCAAGAUCGGGAGAUAAGUGCCCUAUUGGAAAUCCUGAUGGAGAUGUGGAAUUGGAUGAUGUCUGGUUUGCUUACCCUUCUCGCCCAAGUCAUACGGUACUUAAGGGAAUAACAUUAAAACUGAGGCCCGGUUCAAAAGUUGCUCUUGUCGGUCCAAGUGGUGGUGGAAAAACGACAAUAGCCCACUUAAUUGAGAGGUUCUAUGACCCUCUCAAGGGAAAGAUUUUGCUAAAUGGGGUUCCACUAGUGGAAAUAUCACAUGAUUAUCUCCAUAGAAAGAUAAGUAUAGUGAGCCAGGAGCCUGUUCUUUUCAAUUGUUCUGUGGAAGAAAACAUUGCCUAUGGGUUCAAUGGAAAAGCAAGAUCUACUGAUAUACAAACUGUAGCUAAAAUGGCUAAUGCCCAUGAAUUCAUAGAAAAGCUUCCAGAAAAGUAUCAAACUAUCGUUGGAGAACGUGGGUUGAGGCUUUCAGGAGGCCAGAAACAACGAGUAGCAAUUGCGAGAGCACUACUAUUGAACCCAAGAGUUUUAUUAUUGGAUGAAGCCACUAGUGCUCUAGAUGCCGAGAGUGAAUACCUUGUUCAGGAUGCCAUGGAUUCUCUGAUGAGGGGCAGGACUGUUCUUGUCAUAGCACACAGGCUUUCAACUGUCAAAAGUGCAGAUACUGUUGCGGUUAUAGCAGACGGUCAGGUAGCGGAAAGCGGCAGCCACGAAGAGCUACUCAGCCAGGAUGGAAUUUACACUGCAUUGGUGAAGAGACAGUUACAAGCCACAAAGACUGAACUCUAGUUUAAAAUGAUUUAUAGCCAAAUCUAUGAAUCACAAUG